Xyrauchen texanus (razorback sucker) is the source of this 4717-nucleotide messenger RNA. RefSeq names its product IST1 homolog. Bases 144 to 1190 code for a protein of 348 amino acids. The record is from RefSeq and is a predicted model, not a curated record. Gene Ontology annotation, biological process: protein transport. The transcript has 10 exons. NCBI's taxonomy places the organism in Eukaryota, Metazoa, Chordata, Actinopteri, Cypriniformes, Catostomidae.
GAUUUCUCCACCGUACUCAGUUUCUCCGGCGAUCACGUGACGCGUGACGUCAUGAGCGAAGUGACGUUCAGUGCGGAAGUGAAGGCGAACUGAUCAGUCGCUCUCCAUCACUCUCAUCGAAACCAACCUCACACAGCUCCAUCAUGCUUGGAGGAUUUAAAUCAGAGAGACUUCGUGUCAAUCUCAGGCUCGUCAUGAACCGCCUCAAACUUCUCGAGAAGAAAAAAACUGAAUUAGCCCAGAAGUCUCGUAAGGAAAUCGCAGACUACCUGUCGACGGGCAAAGAUGAGCGCGCGAGGAUCAGAGUCGAGCACAUCAUCAGAGAAGAUUAUUUGGUGGAGGCCAUGGAGAUCCUGGAGUUAUACUGCGAUCUGCUGCUCACCCGCUUUGGCUUAAUUCAGUCCAUGAAAGAACUCGACCCUGGUCUACAGGAAGCGGUGUCCACCCUCAUCUGGGCUGCACCCCGUCUGCAAUCAGAAAUCACAGAGCUGAAGAUUGUUUCAGACCAGCUGUGUGCCAAAUACAGCAAAGAGUACGGAAAGCUUUGCAGGACAAACCAGAUCGGAUCAGUCAAUGAUAGGCUUAUACACAAACUGAGUGUGGAGGCCCCUCCAAAGAUUUUGGUGGAGCGUUACCUCAUUGAGAUUGCCAAAAACUACAAUGUCCCCUAUGAACCUGAAGCCAUGGUUCGGCCAGAGGUGUGUACGGGUGAAGAGGCCGAUCUGAUCAAUGUGGACAGUGACUUUAAGAAGCCUGGUGGAGGUGGUGGAGGUGGUGGUGGUGGAGGAGGGUUCACUGCCCCAGCUGUAGGCAUGCCCAUGCCCAUGCCCACAGCAUUUAACUACCCACCACCCAAAGGAGCUGAGCCUUUUAAUGGUCCAGUUGGCAACUAUAAUGUGUUUAACAACUUCCAGCCCCAAGUGAGAGGAGAGCAGCCCCCACAGCUCCCCAGCUGCCCCCCCACCUAUGAAUCUGUCAACGAUUUAUCAAUCAAACCCUCUGUUCCUUCCCAGGUGAUCCCAGGCCCAGCCCCGUCUGCUCAGAUCUACAACAGCACGACCCUUCCUGAUCUUCCGUCUGUUCCUGACACACUUCCUUCAUCCUCUUUUGGAGGGAACGCCAACGCAUCAGACGACAUCGACUUUGACGACCUGUCAAGACGCUUUGAAGAUCUCAAAAAGAAGACCUAAUUAUCAAGAGAACAUCUGGGAGUCAAGACAUCUUUGUAACCCUUAGCUGUCCCUAUUCACAUACACACUGCUCUCUGUACCUUUGGUGGAGGUGUAUUAUAAUAUUUGUUACUUAUGAGAAUGAAAGAUCUGAUGCAGUUUAGACAGACGCUUGUGAAUCGCAGUGGCAGAAAACUCUACAAAGGCACUUUUACCUACAAUAACUCGGACUGUUGGUUCGACGCCUACCCUUUUUAUGAGCACUUUGCAUAUAGGGCCUAGCUGACAACUACAACCGGUUAGUCAUCUUUAAUGUAUUCUGACUCCAGUGGCAUAUAUGACCACCUCUAAAUGAUUAUAUAUAGGGUAUAUAUAUAAAGUUUCACUCCUAUCUGUUAACUUCCACCCACUUUUAGGAAACAAUGAUCUCAAUUGUAACUUAUUUGUUUCCAGUAAAGCUCAAAUCUCUAUUCAUCUCAGUCGGAGUCAUUUAGGAAAAAGCAGGUUUAACCUGUUGGCUUUAUUCACACCCAGAGUCAUGACUGACUUUCUGUAUGUCACUGGAUGAUGCAAUGGACUGUCCGUGGAUCAAAACUUAAAACUUUGGCACGGUGGUUUUGUUUUAGGCUAAAAUCUGUGGACAUGAGUGACGUUUUGGGCAAUACGGGGAAUAGUGGUGGGAUUGUCAACACCAAAGUUAGCUUUUUUUCUAGUGGUCAGAUCACAGAAUUUAAGAAACGAUUGUUUUAUUUUGGCCUCCCUCAGAUUGAACUUGCUGUCUUUUGUGUACUAAAGUCAAGCAUUUCAUUUAACUGUUUUGUGCUCUUUUAGUUAAAGGGAUAGUUCCUGAUGUCAGUCCAACUCUGUAUGACUUUCUUUCUUCUGUGGAACACAAAAGAUAUUUUGAAGAAUGUUAGAGGUCAACUAGAGUCGACCGACAGUGGAUUUUGCCGAUACCGAUAACUAAGGUGGUGGGAAAGGCCGAUAACCGGCGAUAGUUUUCAAAAUUGAUUCUUAGAAUGUCAAAAAAUGUCUUGUUCUUUCCUUACACUAGCUUUGUUUCCAUCCUAGUUGCGAAGUUAAUUUAAUAGCGAAAAACCACAUUAUCGCAAAAACAAUGUGCUAAUAAAGGCGCGUUUCCAUCCGAGGGUGUUCAAAAGGAUGAAAUUGUCACUUCCGGAGAAACCGUAGCCACUAGGGCACGUAGACAAAACACUGUAAACAACUUUGUCUCGAGUUUGGGGCGACAGCAUGUCACAUACUUCUGAGCACUAUAUAUGUCCGUUCAUCCAUCCUUAUGACUAUACCGUGCGAAUCUGAGAGAUAUUUUUGUCUAUAAACCUGUUCCGUACUGUUCAAGUGUGUUUUCGAUUUAUUUGCACUGCAAAUAAAAUCUUUCUAGGCAUUGGAUUUUCUAGACAGUUAUUUCAGGAUGAUCAGAGCAACAUUUCAGAUGCGAUGAUUGGUCCGCUGGUUAGUCCAGUUAUCAACGAGUUAUUCAGUCACGUGAACUUUUUUAUGCGUGUCUUUUAUUCCUAAACAAUUCAAAAGGAGUUUAGUUGGUAAAUGUGUUUGCAUCAUAGUUUAUGCACAUUUCUUCUUAUCGAAUAUAAAAUGUCUCCACCUCUAGCGAGCGUAUAAUAUUUUUAUGCGUAUUUAUUCGCAUCUAUUUCCUGCAGUUUUUAUGCGAUAUCCCAAAAUAAAAUAAAAAAUGUAUGGAAACAUAACUCAUGACAGCCACAGACAAUAAGUCCUAAAUGCAUAAAAUCCCAGAUACAGUUUAUAGUUCAACCAAAAUUCAAGAUUUGGUGCAUAACAAGAGAAUUUUAUGUAUAAACAGGCCCGAAACACACUGGGGACUCUUAUUUUGAAAUGCAAGAAUUAUGAAAAAACUAUCGGCAUCUAUCGCCAUAAAUUUUUGCCGAUAAUGAUAGUUCCAAAAAGCAACUAUCGGCACCGUUUAAUCGGUAAAACCGAUAUAUCGGUCUACCUCAACUACCUGUUGUCCAAAACACCACUGGACCCCAUUGACUUACAUUGUAUGGACAAAAAAACACAAACACGGAGACAUUUGUUUUUAAAUAUCUUCUUUGUGUUCCACAGAAGAAAGAAAUGCAGACCGGUUUGGAGCGACAUGAGGGUGAAAAAAUUACGGGACCCUUUAAGACUAUAGUAACACCUUCCGUGGUGUUUAUUGAAUGGGAGAGAAUGUGUUACGUUUAGAAGAAUUAAACCAGUCAGCCUUCCUAAUUUGACUCAAAAGGAAACAUUUAUGAACUUAUAAUCAGUCUACAGUGCAUCGCACUCUUGUUACUAGUACUGUCUGUGUGUUCUCCAAAAUGGGUUUGCCUUAUUGCUGUCUCUAAAACAGUGGCCUUGCUGUUCCACACCUUUCUCUGGGACACGUGACCAUUUUAACAGCUUGGACAAUUAACACCACAUUUGCAUACGUCAUUUUAUAGGCCUUUGUUCAUUAGUCUCUUUGGUGAGGGUUUAAAAUAUGAUUUCCUUUUAUAUUUUUGAGUGUCAAUGUAUUGAUUAUUUUGAAAGCGUGAGAAGGGUUAGUUAGCUUUGUAUCUGUGCGGCAGCUCUGCCUUUGACUUUAUAACACUAAAUUGUGCAUUUCCUCGAUCUGAAUGUGAUUCUGGCAUAUUAGGUAUGUUUGUUACUGAUUUUUAGCUUGCAUUGAAAACAUAUCGGACACUUGUGUAAUAAAGUCUUUUUCACUUCUCACCCAAAUCAUUUCUUACUGAAGGUCCAAUCUGCCGUAAUAAGCGGAGUUUAAAACAUCAAUUUGACAGCUAAUAUAGUGUGAAAAGGUAGUUACUUUUGUGAAAGCAGCAGGUUUGGAAGUGCAUGGAUGUGUUUCGUAUGUAAUGUGGCUUCAUCAGUUUUUACCCCUCAUAACCACUAGAGGGCGCAGUGCUAUAACUAUUAUUAAUAUGAACAUAAAACAAAGCCUCAUAUGUACAUGCACAAUAUUAACAAGCCCUGUCACAAAUAGUCUCGUGUAACAAAUCACAUGAAUCCACACUUGAGUUUGCUUGUCUUCCAAGUAUUUAAUCACUACAUGAGGUACAUGCAUAAUCUACCACAGGCCCAAAACUGUAAUAUUGUAUCAGCACGAAUGCACUAUUCACAUUUCAUGACAAAUGCCUCAUUAAUAUACCAUCUAAUUUGACUUAAAUUAACCUUCCUUGUAUUUUUUAGUUAGGAUUACAUUGAUUUUCUACAUGUUGUUUGUUUGUUUACUUUGUAUAAAUAUGGGUCACGUAUUCCAAAGUGGCGUUUGGCGACCCCCAUCACAGUUAGUCAAACGCCUACUUAGUUUAAGAUCUUUUAAAUGAAACACAAGUAUUUUGUGAUAUUUAAAUCUAAAACUAAGUGUUAAAUAAGCACAAAACGUAAGAUUUGGCGAUGUACCAUCCCAUAUUGGUCCUAUCGGAAAGCGCUCCGCAAUCGGCAUAUCGUUGCUAUGGUCACCUCCGACUUCGCUAAUUUAGGGCAAGGGUGUAGAUUUUUUGUGCAGUUGCAGCGUGAAGCAUUUA